This is a messenger RNA of Brassica oleracea var. oleracea, 2004 nucleotides long. RefSeq names its product serine/threonine-protein kinase Nek7. The transcript has 14 exons. Gene Ontology annotation, molecular function: ATP binding; protein kinase activity. Bases 174 to 1823 code for a protein of 549 amino acids. NCBI's taxonomy places the organism in Eukaryota, Viridiplantae, Streptophyta, Magnoliopsida, Brassicales, Brassicaceae. Gene Ontology annotation, biological process: protein phosphorylation. The record is from RefSeq and is a predicted model, not a curated record.
AAUGGUAGACUACUACUAUACAAUGGAUGUCCCAAUGAGAUUAGAGUCUUGAGAGAGAGAGAGAGAGAGUAGAGACGAUUUCAACCUCCCUCCGUCGUCGCCGUCCUUGGACCGUACUUACCGCAACUUCUCAUCUCCUCGUGUUUCUUCGGGUGGGGUUGUUGUGAGAUUUCAUGCAAAUGGACUUUGAAGAAGAAGAAGAAGCUCACAAGUUCACUCCCGACAACUAUCUUGUCGUGGAGCAGGUCAGAAGAGGCAAGUCUACUUCCGAUUUCGUGGUUCUUCACAGAAUCGACGACAGAAAGUAUGCAAUGAAGAAGGUUUCCCUGGCUAAACACACUGAGAAGUUAAAGCAAAUCGCUUGCCAAGAGUUAAAAUCGCUCUCAAAAUUAAGCAAUCCUUAUAUCGUUGAAUAUGAAGAUUCUUUGAUUGAUGAGGACAAUAACGCCUGCAUUUUUACUGCUUACUGUGAGGGAGGAAACAUGGCUAAUGCUAUCAAGAAAGCCAGAGGAAAGUUAUUUCCAGAGGAGAGUAUCUUUAAAUGGCUGGCACAAUUGUUACUAGCUGUUAACUAUUUGCAUUCAAACCGUGUACUCCACAUGGACCUUACGUGCUCAAACAUCUUCCUUCCAAAACAUGAUCACGUCCAGCUUGGCAACUAUGGUUUGGCGAAACUCAUCAAUCCAGAAAAGCCUGCUUCCUUGGUUCCGGGAAUUGCUAACAGCAUGUGUCCUGAGGUUUUAGAAGAUGAACCGUAUGGAUAUAAAUCUGACAUAUGGUCGCUAGGUUGCUGUAUGUAUGAAAUUACAUCACACCAGCCUGCUUUUAAAGCUCAGGAUAAGGCUGGACUCAUCAACAAAAUAAACAGAUCUCUGAUGUCUCCUCUUCCCAUUGUCUACUCCUCUACCUUGAAGCAGAUGAUAAAGCUUAUGCUGAGGAAGAAGCCUGAACAUCGACCAACAGCCUGCGAGUUGCUAAGGAACCCUUGUCUACAACCAUACCUCCUUAAAUGUCAAAACCUGUCUCCUAUGUAUCUUCCUGUUUUCCCUAUCAACAGCCCUAAGGAUAAGGCAAGAAGAAGUUCACUGCCAGGCAAGUUUGUGAAGGAGAGAGAAGAGAUGGAGAAGAGCGAGGUGUCUCGCAGCUUGGAGAACCUAUAUCCGUUUUGGACUAAAACAGAGACUGGUUCUAGCAGCUCAUCGCAACCAGCAUCAUCCACGAAUGAAACAGAUGACAAGCCUGAGACAAAAAGAAUCGAUCCAAGCUGCGACACAUUGAAGGUUUCUGAGCCUAUUAGCAAUAAGACAAAACCUGAGAUGGCAAUCUGCACUACAGAGAAGCAGAAGGAAGAGAAUGAUGUGCCAAAAGAAUGGGAAAACAUGAUCUCCUCCGGGGAGGCUCAGUUACUUGAUGUUGAUGUCGAGAUUGUGAGUGCACAAGAAGGUUUAUGUUUCACUCAAGAAGCUGAGGCAAUUCCGGAACCAAAGGAUCAGAGAAAGCUGUCAAUCUCUAGCUCUGAAGUUGUAGCAGAAAGUGAGCGUUUGCCUGGAAGCGUUGGGGUGGAGGAAGCAAAGACGGUGAAGCUAACAGCGAGUGAGAUGUCUUCUGUGCUGAGUAAGCUCACAAAUCUAGGUCCACCACAGAGCAAAGAGAGAGCAGAUGCAUUGGAGUGUUUGUUGGAGAAAUGUGCAGGGCUUGUGAAGCAGGAGAAAUAUGAAGAACUUGCUGGUUUGCUUACACCGUUUGGGGAAGACGGUGUUUCGGCUAGGGACACUGCUAUUUGGUUUGCAAAGACACUCUUGUCUUCUGAUAAACUCAACUAAGGAACCUGAUUUGAGUUUUGAGUUUGAGAAAAAAAACCAUUUUCUUUAUUUGUCAAAUAUGUAGAAAUCUCUUUGUUUUUGCUCAUUGCUUCCCCAAUUGUAGUUUGUGAACACUCUGCUUUUCUAUGUAAUAUCUACUGCAACUAAGUUAUAUAUUUGAUUGUGAGCUAGUUUUCUCUUA